This is a messenger RNA of Helianthus annuus (common sunflower), 2147 nucleotides long. Its product is annotated as peptide-N4-(N-acetyl-beta-glucosaminyl)asparagine amidase A. Gene Ontology annotation, cellular component: vacuole. Bases 108 to 1838 code for a protein of 576 amino acids. The record is from RefSeq and is a predicted model, not a curated record. Lineage: Eukaryota; Viridiplantae; Streptophyta; Magnoliopsida; Asterales; Asteraceae. The transcript has a single exon.
AAAUCUGAAACCCCAACACAACACUCCAACCUUAACACAUUGUUUUCUCCCCUGUCGGCCCCUACAAGACUCACAAUCUCACACUUUCUCAACCACCAUCCAUAUUCAUGGCUUCCACCGUCCUCUCUCUCCUCCCCCUCCUCCUCUCUCUCCUCCCCUUCACCUCCACCUCCACCGCCACAUUCCGCCCACACCUCACCACCACCACCACCACCACCACCCCUCACCACACACCACCCACCACUUACUUUGAAGUAACCAAACCAAUUCAACUCCCAAACACAAAACCAUGUUCAACCCAUGUUCUAACUCAUGAUUUCGGCUACACCUACGGCCGCCCUCCGGUUUUGGCCCAAUACACACCUCCAUCAAACUGCCCAUCAAGUAACUUUGACAAGAUUGUUCUUGAAUGGGCUGCUACUUGUAAAGGCAGACAAUUUGACAGGAUUUUCGGGGUUUGGCUCGGUGGAGUCGAGCUGCUGCGAAGCUGCACCGCUGAGCCCAGACCCACCGGGAUCGAAUGGACAGUGAAGAAAGACAUUACUAGGUAUUACUCUUUACUUAGGACUAAUCAAACACUUGCUGUUUAUUUGGGGAAUCUUGUUGAUAGUACUUAUACUGGUGUGUACCAUGUUAAUGUUAGUAUUCAUUUUUACCCUGUUGAGGUUAAGAAAAUGAGGAAGUUACCGGUUAAUUCGAAUGGUUUGCGUGAUCAAUGGGCUGAUUUGAUCAUACCCAUUUCGAGAAACUUACCGUUAAACGAUGGGUUGUGGUUCAAAGUCGAGAAUUCGACGGAUGUGGAGUCGAAACAGUUUGUGAUUCCCCAAAAUGCAUAUAAAGCUGUUCUUGAAGUAUACGUUUCGUUUCAUGAAAAUGAUGAGUUUUGGCCCACUAAUGUUCCGAAUGAUUAUAUUUUGGAGAAUAAUUUGACUGGUUUCGCGGGUAAUGGGCCGUUUAGGGAGGUUGUGGUGAGUUUAGAUGGUGGUGUAGUUGGUGCAAUUUGGCCUUUUACGGUAGUGUAUACAGGUGGUGUUAACCCAUUGUUGUGGAGACCGAUUACUGGCAUUGGAUCGUUUGAUCUUCCUACGUAUGAUAUCGAGAUAACCCCGUUUUUAGGAACAAUUUUAAACAGGAAACCCCAUGAGUUUGGUUUUAGCGUCACAAACGCGUUAAAUGUUUGGUACAUUGAUGCAAAUUUACAUGUAUGGUUAGAUAAAAAGAGUGACAAGACAAAUGGAAAGAUAUUGACACAAAAUGUUUCACCUCUUCAUGUUUCUUUGGUCUCUAACUACACGGGUUUGAAUGGAACAUUCAUUAAGAAGGUCACGCGGUCAAUAAAGUCAACCGGGUGGGUACAAUCUUCUUAUGGUAAGAUAGUAACCGAAUCAACUCAAGAGUUUAACUACAGUAAUAUUAUGGUGAUGGCAAACGACGGAGGUUUACAAAUUGUUGAUCAAAUAAUCGAGUUUAACGACAGCGUGUCUACCAAGAAGGCGUCUUCUGUUCACUUAAAACAAUCUUUAAAAUCGUUUUCGUUUUACAUAAACUCGGAUACAGAGGACAAAGGAAAUGGAAGUUUUGCUCAGCUGGCGGAUAUUACUUUGGGUUUUAACGAGAAAAAGAUCGUUAAUUCGGGUUCUAAUUCAUCAUCAAGUGUGCUUGAAAACAUACAAAAGGGUCAGGGAUCAAUGCUUGUGAAGGGAAAUUUGGUGGUGAGUGGAUUGGGGAGUACACAACAGAUGUAUAAUUAUGGUGACAAUAAGUUCUGCUAUUUUAGGGACAUAAGCAGCUCGAAUUACACGAUUAUUUACGACAAAGAAGGCCAUACGUGCGGUUAAAGUAACAAUUUAAGAUUCAAUUCAUCUAUUUUGUGAUGAGUAAGUAGUAAACACUUGCCUUUCCCUGCCCAAGAUCAUCACACAAUUUAAACGGUCUCAGUGUUUUCCAUCUUUAGGUGUUUUAUGGAAGGUUUUAACCGAGUUUAUCAUCUAUCCUUGUUAUUAUUACUCUCAUUAUUUGAUUUAGCGUUUAUCUUUACGUUCAUUUAGUUGAUUAGCUUUAUCACCAUCUUUGUCAUUCUAACAGCUCUAUAUACAGAGAUCUGGUUUCCGGUUAUUCAACGCAGACAAAUAUUAUUUACCAUUCCA